This is a messenger RNA of Ichthyophthirius multifiliis, 1658 nucleotides long. Its product is annotated as protein disulfide isomerase, putative. The annotation marks the transcript as partial. The record is from RefSeq and is a predicted model, not a curated record. Gene Ontology annotation, biological process: protein folding; response to endoplasmic reticulum stress. Gene Ontology annotation, cellular component: endoplasmic reticulum. The transcript has a single exon. NCBI's taxonomy places the organism in Eukaryota, Ciliophora, Oligohymenophorea, Hymenostomatida. Gene Ontology annotation, molecular function: protein disulfide isomerase activity.
UACCAUAAUAAAAAUCGUCAAUCACAAAAGCUAUUAUCUACAGUCGUUAAUUUAGAAGAAGAAUUAAAAAAUGCUAAAAUAUAUUUAGAAAUAGGAGUAGUCUAUUAAAAAGAACAUCCUGAAUUAUGUAAAAAAAUAAAUGAGUACCCCAGCGUAUAUUUGUUUGAGAAACACGGUAAAACACAAGAAAAAUACAAAGGAUAUUUAACUAACGAAGAUUUAAUAAAUUGGUUAAAGAAAUAUUUGAAAUUCCGAAAAAGCGCAUCUAAACCAAUUUAAUCAAUAGAAGCAUUAGAAAAUAGGUUUUAUAAAUAAAAUGAUAUGGUAGUAUUUGUAGGAUAUGAAUAAGACAGUGAAGAGUUUUAGGCUUAUUAAUAAUUGGCAAAUACAAAAACCGAAUUUAUUUUCCUUCAUUCUUUUGAAUAAAACAUGAUAGACUAUUUCAAAGUAAAGAAAGAUUCUGCAAAAAUAAUAUCUGUAAAUAUUGGUGAAAAUAAAUUUGGGUAAAACCAUUAUAAUGAAUAUAAAGGAGAUUUAAAAAAUAUGAAUGCAAUUAUUCAUUUCUUAAAAACUUAUAAUUUUAGAGGAUUUAGAUUCAUUAAUUCUAAUACUUUUGAAGAUUUAAAAUCUGAAAAUCUCCCUACUUUGAUUAUGUCCGUUAAUCAAUUUUAUAAUGGACACAAUCUAUAUAAUAUGACAGGUUACGAAGGUGUUUUUAAAAAUCUUAGAGAACACUUUUAUAAUAAAGCCAUUUUAGGAAUUGUUAACGGUACUAAUCCUUACGAAAGCUCAUUUUUUUAUAAUGAACUGAGAUUAAAUAGAACAUAAAUACCUGCUUUAGGUUAUUUUGAUUUUGGGCAUAAUAUUCCUAUAAAAAUUCCUUUUAGAGAAAAAAAUAUAACAAAAGAAGCUAUUAUUAAAUUUUAUGAAGAGGCUCAUGCAGGAAAAUUAGAAGCUAUUUAUAAUUCAGAAACUCCGUUAACAGAUGGCGAAUAAGCUGAACUUUUGGUAAAAAGAUUAAGUAGAAAUGAUUGGGAUAGAUAUGUAAAAAACAAUACAGAAUAAGAUGUAAUUUUAUUCUUUUAUUAUUUAGGAUGUUCUGAGUGUGUAGCUUAAAGAGAUUUCUUCUGGAGAACCGCCUAUAGAAUGAAAAAUAAUGCUAAUAUAUUAUUUGCUAGAAUAGAUGUACAAAGAAAUGAUCUAGAAGAUAUAAAAAUAACUAAUUUUCCUCAUUUCAGAAUGUAUAAAAUUGGUUAAUAUAAUAAACCUAUUUAAAUUAUGUAUCAAAAUACUCCAAAUAAGUUUAUUUAAUACAUCAAACCUUUAGUUUCAAAAGAAUGGGUUUAACCUAUUCCUGAUAACGAGGUGAAAGUAGGCAGUUACAAAUAUGAAGUACUUAAAGCUGAAAUCGAAUACGAGGCUUAAUAAAAAAGAGCUAGUGAUAUCCAAAUGGAGCAAUUUAAAUAAUAAGGUGUAAUCUCUCCUGAAAACAAAUAAGGAUCUAAUAAAGAAUAAAGUUAAAGUGAUUUUAAUAACCAAUAAAAUGAAAAUUAAAAAGUUGAACCUUAAUAAAAUUAAAGUUCUUAAAAAGAUAAAUAAUAAUAAAAUACUAAUUAAAAUAGUAAAAAAAUUGAACUUUGAAAAAAAUUAUUUUAUAA